This is a messenger RNA of Chenopodium quinoa (quinoa), 1536 nucleotides long. RefSeq names its product cytochrome b561 and DOMON domain-containing protein At3g07570-like. The transcript is spliced from 4 exons. Lineage: Eukaryota; Viridiplantae; Streptophyta; Magnoliopsida; Caryophyllales; Amaranthaceae. The coding region runs from base 273 to 1376 and encodes 367 amino acids. The record is from RefSeq and is a predicted model, not a curated record.
CAUUUCCAAGUGUUGAGCGUGAAUACUAUAUCAAACCACCUCUCCAUCAUUAUGCAUACAACUAUAUAUUAUACUAAAUACUAAGUAUAUUUUAUAACACAGACAUCAAAACCACAAACUGGGUGACAACAAACAUGGUCAACUGGCUAACAAGUCCAUGUAGUGGAGAAGGUUACCUACCACAUUGCCUUCAUUCAAAGUAACCAAAAUAUCAUAUAACAGAUAAUCCUCCAAAAUAACAAGGGGAAACAAACAGAGAGAGGGAGAGAGAGAUGAAACAGUUGGCUUUCAUCUAUUUCACCGCCGUCUUCUUGAAUUCGUUUUUGCUGGUGCUGUCACAAAAUGCAGAACCCUGCAACAGCGUUGUCGACUACAAUGAAGCUGUCAACUUUGAUACCACUGCCAUGUUCUGCCAGACUGUCUGGAAGUCCAAUACAGACCUCGUUCUUCGGUAUGUACAAGCAGGACCACAGUUGUGGAGCUUCCUGCUGUCAGCAUCAAACACAAACUCAUGGCUUGGGAUUGGUUUCUCAACCAAUGGGCAGAUGGUCGGGUCCAGUGCGAUGGUAGGCUGGAUGUACCAAAAUGGAACAGGCGUUGUCAAGCAGUACGACUUGCAGGGAAAAGAACCUGAUAAGGUGCUGCCUGAUGCAGGUGACCUCACUGUGGUGGAUAACUCAUCAACAGUGUUUAUCGAUGCAAAUCGCAUACACCUGGCUUUCCAGAUUAAUACAGUUGAGCCACAAAAAGAACUGCUCUAUGCUGUGGGGCCCUAUGGCCAGCUGCCAGUAGACAGUGGCGGGCUAAAGUUGUUGGAGCACCGAGAUAUGGGUCAAGCCUCACUAGACUAUACUACAGGGAAAAGUCAGGCAAAGAGCAGCCCGUACACUGGAAUAAAAAGGACCCAUGGUGCUCUAAACAUGAUAGGAUGGGGAAUUUUGAUGCCAAUUGGAGCAAUAGUUGCAAGGUACUUCAGGCAAUGGGAUCCAAUCUGGUUUUACUCUCACAUUGCAAUCCAGAUUUUCAGUUUCCUAUUUGGACUAGUCGGCUUCAUCUUAGGAUUUGUGGUGAAGGAUUUUAUAAAAGCAGAAGUAACACACCACAAGAACAUCGGUAUUCUUAUUCUCAUACUUGCCUGCUUUCAGGUAAUGGCUCUGUUGAUUAGACCAAAGAAAGGUACAAAACCACGGAAAUACUGGAAUUGGUACCAUCAUAAUGCAGGAAGAAUCUUGGUUAUCUUAGCUAUCUCAAACAUAUUUUAUGGUAUUCGUUUGGGUAUGGAGGGCUCCAGUUGGUAUGGUACCUAUGCAGUGAUUCUUGCACUUAUGGUUCUUGUGGCUAUUGUCCUAGAAAUCAGAUUAUGGAGACAAAGAUAAUGAUGUAUGGCUUGGAACUAGAAGCUGCAGGACAAAUUCUAGAUAUACUUAUUUUUGACGAGUGUGAUAAGAUAGGAAGUUUUAUUAAAGUAUUUGUUUAACAAUAGAUCAAAAUUCACCAUUAAUUUCUUUCAUUAAUGUAUUGUAUGCUUUUCACAUA